Molecule: messenger RNA, 468 nt
Organism: Camelus dromedarius (Arabian camel)
Lineage: Eukaryota; Metazoa; Chordata; Mammalia; Artiodactyla; Camelidae
Product: cytochrome c oxidase subunit 6C
Exons: 4
Coding region: 24-335 (103 amino acids)
Source: RefSeq, a predicted model, not a curated record
GGUCCUCGCCACGCCCUCUAUUUAUGCGCCUGCGCACUGCGGGAACGCCGGCCAUUUCUCCAUCAGUCUGGAAGGGCGUUGUUGAGCUGUCAAAGAUAAUAACUACCAUGACUUCUGGUGCUUUGACGAAACCUCAGAUGCGAGGCCUUUUGGCCAAGCGCCUGCGAUUUCAUAUUGUUGGAGCGUUCGUUGUAUCCCUGGGAGUUGCAACCUUGUAUAAGUUUGGUGUGGCUGAACCAAGAAAGAAGGCAUAUGCAGAUUUCUACAGAAACUAUGAUUCCAUGAAAGAUUUUGAGGAGAUGAGGAAGGCUGGUAUCUUUCAGAGUGCAAAAUGAUCUUGGAAUGUAAAGAAUUUCUUUGGGUUGAAUUCCGUGGAAGUUUGUCACUUACCUGCGUUCCUGAACUAUGAAACUAUGAAUAUCUUGGUUAAGGAGUAGUUUCUCUUGAUAAAUAAACAAUUAACAGAUA